Messenger RNA from Gymnogyps californianus (California condor), 2534 nucleotides. RefSeq names its product 3-hydroxybutyrate dehydrogenase 2 (gene BDH2). The coding region runs from base 1 to 738 and encodes 245 amino acids. Gene Ontology annotation, biological process: siderophore biosynthetic process. Gene Ontology annotation, cellular component: cytoplasm. The record is from RefSeq and is a predicted model, not a curated record. The transcript has 9 exons. Gene Ontology annotation, molecular function: 3-hydroxybutyrate dehydrogenase activity. Lineage: Eukaryota; Metazoa; Chordata; Aves; Accipitriformes; Cathartidae.
AUGGGUCGGCUUGAUGGGAAGAUCAUACUGCUGUCUGCAGCAGCACAGGGGAUUGGACGAGCAGCUGCUAUAGCUUUUGCUAAAGAAGGAGCCAAAGUCAUUGCUACAGACAUCAAUGAGUCUAAGCUGCAAGAAUUGGAGAAAUAUCCAGGCAUUCAAUUACGGGUUCUGGAUGUCACCAAAAAGGAGCAGAUAGAAAAUCUGGCCAAGGAGAUUGAAAGGAUUGAUGUCCUCUGUAACAUUGCAGGGUUUGUUCAUCAUGGAACCAUUCUGGAGUGUGAAGAGCAAGACUGGAACUUCACUAUGAACCUCAAUGUUCGCAGCAUGUAUCUAAUGAUCAAGACGUUCCUUCCUAAGAUGCUUAAACAGAAAUCUGGAAAUAUAAUAAAUAUGUCUUCUGUGGCAUCCAGCAUUAAAGGUGUUGUGAAUAGAUGUGUAUAUAGUGCUUCAAAGGCAGCAGUUAUCGGUCUAACAAAGUCUGUGGCUGCUGAUUUCAUUGAACAAGGCAUCAGAUGCAACUGCAUAUGUCCUGGAACUGUUGACACACCAUCUUUACAGGAAAGAAUCCAAGCCCAGCCUAACCCAGAACAGGCAUUGAAAGACUUUCUAGCCAGACAGAAGACUGGUAGGAUGGCUACUGCUGAAGAAGUGGCCCAUCUCUUUGUGUACUUGGCCUCUGAUGAAUCUGCCUACGUGACUGGUAAUGAACUAAUCAUUGAUGGAGGAUGGCGCUUGUGAUUGACCCUACCUGCAAAUGGAAAUUCAUAACAUGAAAGGCAAAAAGUGAGGAUCAUGUUUCUCAGUUAAGAUAGCUUGCAAAGAUUUAGAUCAUGCACGUGAUGUCUUUCAAAACAAAUUUGGUGCAUUUUUACUGCUAUAUGAUCUCUUUCUAGAAUGAUCUUACUGAUUCACUUUUCCCUAAAUAGUGAAACACGGGACUAAAACAUACUUCAUGUGGCUUCAAUUUCUGGUAACUCCAAAAACAUGAAAGAAUAGCAAUUUAACGUUUAAGAUUUCAGAGGGCAAAGAAUAUUAUUUAAGGUACAAAAUCUGAGUUGUGUUUUAAGCAAAUCUGGAUGAAAGGAAAGUAUUUGGAAGCUAAACGUUCACAAUUAGAUUUCCUACUAGCAUUGACAGACUAUCCAGAGAAAACAGAGCAACUACUAUUAAAUCAGCCAAACAGAUCCUGAACUAAAUGCAGUUUAAACAGAAGAAAAAAGAAUAGUAAAUUUGACGAUUAGAAUGUUUGAAUCAUUUUGUUACUGGUAAUAGAUGUUUCUAUAUUAGAGAACAUACUAGUUGCAAAUUGUACUUGAAAGCACAUUCUGCUUUGCAAAUUACAAAGUAAGUUCUUUCUGCUCUGUACUAUUGUUAGCAAAAUGUUUUAGAACUGUAAUAGCUGUAGAAAAACAGUCUGAAUUGUUGAAAAGAAUAUGUCCCAAGCCUGACAACGCUUACAUAUCCAAAGCGGGCAGUGCAAGACAGUUAAACACUGUAGAUACAUGGUGUAUGGGCACAUGAAACUUCCUGCGUAUACAACAAAGAGUGUACAUGCACAGCUGGUUUGUGCAACUGCAAUGUCCAUUUUCCAGAUUCUGGACAAGUUAGGCUGUCGGAAUCUGGAAAAGCAGUAGCGCAAAAGGGAGGACAACAGAUUACCAUUAGAAGCAGUAGGAUUGGCCACUUUGUGGAGUUUGGGAGGGAUUUUUUGUUUAAGCACAUAACCACUAUAGACACUGUCUUCAUGAAGCAGAAAUGAUGGAGAGGAGCCUGCUCUAAUGGUUAAGACUAAAGCUUAUAGCAUGGAGAGAGCAUAGAGAAUUACAUAUAGUUUCACAAUCAGUUAGAAAAUGAGUACAUUAACUAGUACAAAAGAGGUCCUAGUGGAAGAAAUAGAGACCAGAACUGUUUCAUUAAUAGUAUAGAUCACUCCUAAAAUUAUGUUGGAAGUAUCAUUACUAUAUCUUUUUUUUUUUCUCUCCGUCCAUGUACAGAAAGUACUAUGCAAGGACAUCACUCUGGUAGGCAUGAAUGGGGGUAUAUGUGGGAGAACUAUUCUUAAAUGUACGGGUGGAUCUUCAUGAAUGCGCUUGUCUUCUGGCACACAAGCAAAAGGAGUGGAUUUUACCACUCUAGACAGAGCCAAUAUGUUCAUUUUCAAAAGGAUGUACUAAUAUUAGACAAAUACUGUCAAAUCUGUAUGCUAGGUGCUAGGCUUUGGUAUUCUAUUGCUUGAUUCUCAAAUACCAAUACAGUUCAUGCUAAAGCACAAGGCUAAGUUUCUCUGAAAAGGACUGUUUCUACAAGAGUUUGUGUUGAUGUUUUUAUUGUGAUAGCACAUGGUAGGUUUGAUUUAUGAAUCAGAAACCUAUUACCAUAAAGUCUCAUACUCUGGGAGAAAACAUAGAUCCUGACCCGGAGAUCUAAGGCAAUGAAUAACCUGAAUUCCAAAACUAUUUGUUUUGCUAACAUACUGUUAAAAUUAACUUGAAUGACACGGGCUGACUGCCUAUAAAUAUGGUCACCUUAAAAAA